Messenger RNA from Actinia tenebrosa (Australian red waratah sea anemone), 1477 nucleotides. RefSeq lists its product as uncharacterized. NCBI's taxonomy places the organism in Eukaryota, Metazoa, Cnidaria, Anthozoa, Actiniaria, Actiniidae. The record is from RefSeq and is a predicted model, not a curated record. Gene Ontology annotation, molecular function: protein binding.
GUUCUAGUUUGUACGAUGAAUGCGUCAAGAGAGGUUGUAGUGAACAUGGCGUCGAAAGAAGAAAGCGAAGAACUCCGAAAAAGAACUCGGGAAGUGCCUUCCUGGGCUCCUGGUCAACCAGAUUACGAUCCAAGGCUACCCUAUGGACCUAAAGUGUACCUACCUCGGAAGAAAAAGCCCGAUCCUUGGUGGGUCACGUCGAUCGAGGUGUCGGUCGUCAUAGGAGUCUUGCUGUUCUUCUUGUACAUGUACUACUAUAUAGAUCACCUUCAUUUCCAUGUCGUGCAUGCUUAUGCAUAUGCUGGAAGUUCCCAUGCUCAGCAUAAUCUUGGCCAUAAAUAUCUCAAAGGACAUGGUACAAAUAAAGAUGAAGAAAAAGCGAUGUACUGGUUCAGAGAAGCAGCAAAGAAUGAACAUCCACAUGGUGCAUACAAUCUUGUCGCAGGGCACAUUCAAGGAUAUAAGACUGAUGUUGAAGAGCAUGAAAUUGAACCUUUGUUGCAAAUGGCAGCAGACAAGGGUGUUGACGAGGCAAAAAAGGCAUUAAAAGAUCUGUACCCACACAAAUAUUCCUGACAGCUAUGAGCCUUAAUAAUAGUAUCAAAAUGAAAAUAUUUAUGAAAGCUAUAUCAGCAAGUACAUCUAGAUGACUCACUGAUCUGCAGCUGAACAAGACCAUUGAAGGAUUUUGUAUUUCACGUACUUAGGCACACAUACAGAGGUUGGGCUUCCUGUGGUACUGCAUGUCUCAUGUAUCUAGAGUUUUGACAAAACAAUAUUGUAUUGCUGCUGGAAUUUUGACAAUAGUGCUUGAAUAUCAUUAUUUAUUGUCAAACAUAAACACACUUACAAGAUAUUAGGAUUUAUUAAGUCUAUUUAUAGAAGAGCUUAGUGUCUUAUUGAGCCAUAAUAAUUAGUGUGCUAGAUCUAGAUGGACUGUGCAGGCACAUUUUUUGUAUUGAUAAUUACCACGUUAUGACCUUCUCCAAUCAGCUUUCUCUGUCUGUUCUUAAGGGCUGUUAAUCAUUUAUUGUGGAGGAAGGAGAGGCUGGUUGGAUGCGAAAUAAGGAGGGGGGAAUGGGGAGAGUGCUGAAUUUUUUCCCAUUCAAUGGCAAGGCGAAGUUAAAGGAAGCAAAUAAUGGGUUGGGUGUGUUUUGGCACCCCAGGUUAAGCACGAACCCAGUUCCUUGGGUUCAGAGACAAAACACAAGCUGCACAGUCAUUGGCAUGCUCUAAAAUAUAAUAUAAUUGUUGAAUGAAUAGCAUCCUUGAGAGGGUACCACUUAGAGACCCAGGUGUCUGGGGAAGGGUGGCAAAACCCUUCUGCAACCUUCACAGCCUUCCUCCCUACAACAACACAGUAACAUGAUCAUUAUAAUAAGUUAUUUAUAUGUAAAAACAUGAUAAAAAGGGGGUAAUGGUGCACAAAUUGUACAAGCAUGAAAAGAUUAUCAAUAAAAUAUCACAAAAAAUCUAA